AUGCUAAAGCGCAAAGCGGUCAGACGUUGUUCUGCACAUUAUUAUGUGACUGCUGAAGACCACGUGGAAAACGAAGUAAAACACGAAAAACUUCUAACAGAAACUUCUCGAUUAUCAUCUUCAUGGGCUGGUCUAAGUGUUUCAUGCAGUGAAUCUAGCGAUAGAGAUUGUUCAUCAUCUUCCACAUCUGUGAAUAGCAGCCCUAAUCAUCGUCCAAGUUCUUUCAGUGGGCCUCUGGUAAUUUCCGUCACUUGUUCUUAUCCUAUCUGCUCCGGAGUUAGCAACUGUGGUCCUUCUGUUACCACUGGUUCUAGUAAGGGUAUGCCUUCGAGUCCUCCUCAUUUUCCUCGAUCAUCUUCUUGCUAUCCGUCACCGGUUGCGUCACCUGUCUCUUCACGCGUUCAGUGUUAUUCACCUUCUUUACCAACCUCAACUGUUUCUCCCAAUCCCCGUCGAUUUAGCAAUACCGGUGGUGCAAGUCCUUUGCUUGUUUCAGCUGCUCUUGGACGCAAACGAGGGUAUUUGUCUUGUGUGUCUGGGGGUGCAGGUUCUAGUGGUGAUGUUAGUCGUGAGGGGUCACCAGAAUCUUCAUGUUGCCACAGAAAUAACAAAUCUUCGUGUCAAAAUGAUGUCCGGAUAUGUAGCAGUGGCACAAAUCCAUAUUCUGACUUCCCCUAUUUCCGUUGGCCACCGAGUUUACCUGUAGUAUCGAGUCCUUCUAGCCCAUCGUGUCAACUUUUUUCUGUGGCUACAAACUCCAAUAACUCCAGUAGCCCAUCUUCAAUUCCUCCUUCUCCUCAUGUCCUGCCCUCAUCUCCUAUAUCUUCUAUCUCUCAUUCUUCAAUACCAUCCGGUGUUGUUGAAUGUACACGCUCUCCAAACGACCUUAAUGUCUCUAAUGCAUUAGGUACAAAUGAGAUUACGGAUUCUAUGAUGGACUUAGAUGUUAAGAAGUGUUCUACUUCAAAUUAG
Schistosoma mattheei is the source of this 972-nucleotide messenger RNA. The record is from the annotation of a GenBank genome assembly. NCBI's taxonomy places the organism in Eukaryota, Metazoa, Platyhelminthes, Trematoda, Strigeidida, Schistosomatidae.